This is a messenger RNA of Lonchura striata (white-rumped munia), 651 nucleotides long. The record is from RefSeq and is a predicted model, not a curated record. NCBI's taxonomy places the organism in Eukaryota, Metazoa, Chordata, Aves, Passeriformes, Estrildidae.
AUGGAGCCCGACGCGCUCGUGCAGUGCCCGUACGACCGGAACCACCAGGUGCGCGUGUCCCGGCUGCCGUAUCACCUGGUGCGCUGCCAGCAGAACAACCCGCAGGUGUCGCGCGCCUUGGCCACCUGUCCCUUCAACGCGCGGCACCGCGUCCCGCGCGGGCACCUGCGCAGCCACGUCAGCUGCUGCCCCGACAAGCUGCCCCUCGAGCUGCCCCCAGACCCCGAGGACACGGCCGGGCCAGCCUGGGCCCCCGCCCAGGCCUGGCAGCCCCCCCCGUGCCGGGAGGACUGGGACGCAGAGCUGGGCGAGCUGGAGCAGGAGCCGCCCCCGUUCGUCCUGCGCGUCACCAAGGGGGACCUGCCCGUCCCCUGCGGCAGCCCCGACCCCGCCCCCCCCCCGGAGGGGCUGUCCCCGAGGAAGCCGCGGCCGGCGACAGCGGGAGCGCGCCUGGGGACAGCGGGAGCGCGCCUGGGGACAACCAGAGCCCGCGUGGGGACAGCCGGAGCUCGCGUGGGGACAGCCGGAGCUCGCGUGGGGACAGCGGGAGCCUGGCCGGAGGUGGCGGGGGGGACCCGGGGGGUCCCGGGGGCCCGGGGGGGGCUCGGAGCCGGAGGGGCCGCCCCGGCUUUUAAAUUUUUGCGGAAAUAA